Messenger RNA from Nerophis lumbriciformis (worm pipefish), 2442 nucleotides. RefSeq names its product solute carrier organic anion transporter family member 3A1-like. Gene Ontology annotation, biological process: prostaglandin transport; transmembrane transport; sodium-independent organic anion transport. The record is from RefSeq and is a predicted model, not a curated record. Lineage: Eukaryota; Metazoa; Chordata; Actinopteri; Syngnathiformes; Syngnathidae. Gene Ontology annotation, cellular component: basolateral plasma membrane. Gene Ontology annotation, molecular function: protein binding.
GAAGAUGCAACAUUAUUGCGGAUGUCCGUGCGUCGACCAUUCGUGACGGACGCGCGCACGCAGCCCAUCACGCACCGCACUCGUUAAGGUGGCCGCGAUGCGGAGCGGACAUCGGCGUCUCUGAAAGCAGGGAGAGUCGCCCCCCCCCCCCCUCCUCCCCUUCCUCCCUCCUCCUCUUCCUCCUCCCCCCGCGUGCCCGUGUGCCCGCAACGGAACCCGAUGAUCUCCGCCGGACCGGAGCCGCCGACGUCGACGAGCCCUCGCGGAGCCGCCUGAGGCCGCAGGAUGCAGGUGAGAGAUGCGGUGUGCACGGAGCAGCGCAUCAGCAGCGACGAGCCGGAGCAGGAUGACGUCAGCCAGAAGAAGACGUCAUGCUUCUCCAACAUCAAGAUCUUCCUGGUGGCGGAAUGCGCGCUCAUGUUGGCUCAGGGCACGGUGGGCGCGUACCUGGUGAGCGUCCUGACCACCCUGGAGAGACGCUUCAACCUGCAGAGCGCCGACGUGGGCGUGAUCGCCAGCAGCUUCGAGAUCGGCAACCUGGCCCUCAUCCUCUUCGUCAGCUACUUCGGCGCCAAGGCCCACCGGCCGCGCUUGAUCGGCUGCGGCGGCAUCGUCAUGGCGCUGGGGGCGCUGCUGUCGGCUCUGCCCGAGUUCUUGACCCACCAGUACGAGUACGAGGCCGGGGACUCGUGGCACGCCGAGGACGGCCGGGACGUGUGCUCCAACAGCACCCGCUCGGACAACAAAGACUCGGCGUAUAAAUGCGGCGACCGCGCCAGCACCAACAUGAUGUACCUGCUGCUGAUCGGGGCCCAGGUCCUGCUGGGCAUCGGGGCCACGCCUGUCCAACCCCUGGGGGUGUCCUACAUCGACGACCACGUCCACAGGAAGGACUCCUCCUUGUACAUAGGGAUUUUAUUUUCCACGUUAGUGUUUGGACCGGCCUGUGGCUUCAUCUUAGGCUCCGUCUGUACCAAAGUCUACGUGGACGCCUUCUUCAUCGACACCAGUACGCUGGACAUCACCCCAGAAGACCCUCGCUGGAUCGGGGCGUGGUGGGGGGGCUUCCUCCUGUGCGGUGCCUUACUCUUCCUGUCGGCCCUCUUCAUGUUCGGCUUCCCUCAGGCCCUGGACCAGCAGGUUCUGGACGGCGAGAGCGAGCAGGCCAUGUUGCCCUCGCCCCUCAGCCUGGACUACCAGGCCUCCAGGGGCGUCCACGGCUUCGACAUCAACAGCGGCCUGUCCGUGUGCCAGCACCUGAGAGUCAUCCCCCGGGUCACCCGCCACCUGCUGUCCAACCCGGUGUUCAGCUGCAUCACGCUGGCCGCCUGCAUGGAGAUCGCCGUGGUCGCCGGCUUCGCCGCCUUCCUGGGCAAGUACCUGGAGCAGCAGUUCAACCUCACCACCUCCUCGGCCAAUCAGCUGCUAGGAAUGACGGCCAUCCCGUGCGCGUGUCUGGGCAUCUUCCUGGGCGGGCUGCUGGUCAAGAAGCUCAACCUGUCGGCCCUGGGCGCCGUGAGGAUGGCCAUGAUGGUCAACCUGGUGUCCACCGCCUGCUACGUCUCCUUCCUCUUCCUGGGCUGCGACACCGGCCCGGUUGCCGGGGUGACCGUCGCCUACAGCAACGAGACUUUGCGCUCGUGGCAGCGUCCGGAGUCUCCGUGCAUCAGCAGCUGCAACUGCUACACGGCGUCCGUCAGUCCGGUGUGCGGCGCCAACGGCGUCACUUACCUCUCCGCCUGCUUCGCCGGAUGCACCAAAGCGAACCUGACCGGAUGCGCGUGCGUCUCCGCCACCGGCGACGAGGCGGUGGCUCUACCGGGGAAAUGUCCGAGUCCCGGCUGCCAGCAGGCCUUCCUCACCUUCCUGUGCGUCAUCUGCCUGUGCAGCAUGAUCGGCGCCAUGGCGCAGACGCCCUCCGUCAUCAUCCUCAUCAGGACGGUGAGUCCGGACCUGAAGUCGUACGCUCUGGGCGUCUUGUUCCUGCUCCUCAGACUGAUUGGCUUCAUCCCGCCGCCGCUGAUCUUCGGUAUGGGCAUCGACUCCACCUGCCUGUUCUGGAGCUCGGUGUGCGGCGAGAAGGGCGCGUGCAUGUUGUACGACAACGUGGCCUACCGCCACCUCUACGUCAGCAUCGCCAUCGCCCUCAAGUCCUCCGCCUUCCUGCUCUACGCCACCACCUGGCAGUGCCUGCGCAGGAACUACAGGAAGUACAUCAUGAACGGCGAGGGCUGCCUCACGCCCACCGACCUCUUCUCCUCCAACCUGACUCUGGACCAGCUGGGCAAAGACUCCGCCCACAGCCCCGCCUCCGGCAGGACCAAGUACGUGUACAACCUGGACGACAACGCCGAGUCCGUCUUCUAGUCGCCGUGACGACGCUCCGUCACUCAGAGCCUCCACUUCCUGCGCCCAAAUAGUCCUUCCUUUCAUUCUGCGCCG